Molecule: messenger RNA, 3299 nt
Organism: Melopsittacus undulatus (budgerigar)
Lineage: Eukaryota; Metazoa; Chordata; Aves; Psittaciformes; Psittaculidae
Gene: RIPK1
Product: receptor interacting serine/threonine kinase 1
Exons: 13
Coding region: 234-2291 (685 amino acids)
Biological process (GO): protein phosphorylation; signal transduction
Cellular component (GO): cytoplasm
Molecular function (GO): protein kinase activity; ATP binding; protein binding
Source: RefSeq, a predicted model, not a curated record
AGGGCGGGCCGAUCACGGUUUGCUCCUCCCGUGGCGGCCAGCGCUCACGGGCUCAGAGCGCGCACGGGGAGCCGACAGGGCGGACGAGAGGGGACGCAGCUACUGGGAGAAUUUGCCUUAAAUCCCACCACAGUCCUUCCUGGUGCUUGUCCUUAGAUUCAGACAGCUGGGAAAGUCCAGAAACACCAAGUACUUGAUUUUGUUUUAAUAGCUAAGCCAUAAAGACUGCAAACAUGUCUCUGGAAGACAUCUGUAUGAACAGCCAGGAUUUGUCUGAAAAAAGAAAAUUAGAUGCUGGAGGAUUUGGAACAAUUUUCUUAUGCCAUCACAAGAAAUAUGGAGAUGUAGUAUUAAAAAAAGUGUAUACAGGACCUGAGCGCUCUAAUUUUAAGGCUUCCCUCCUUGAAGAAGGCAGUAUUAUGCACAGACUGCAGCAUGAGCGUGUGGUAAAACUGCUAGGUAUCCUUCUGGAUGAUGGAAACUACUCACUUGUGAUGGAGUAUGUGCAACGGGGGAACAUGAUGAAAGUGCUACAGAAACUCUCGCUGCCUUUGUCAGUGAAAGGGCGUUUCGUGAUGGAGAUUAUAGAAGGAAUGAUUUAUCUGCAUAAGCAAGGCUUCAUACACAAAGACCUAAAACCGGAAAACAUCCUUGUGGACACAGACUUCCACAUUAAGAUUGCAGAUUUUGGUUUUGCAUCCUAUAAGAGCUGGAGUCAGCUGUCCCGAGAAGAGACAGGCCGACGGAAGCAAAUCAACAGCGCUUGUCAGUACAGGGGUGGGACUCUUUCCUAUAUGGCCCCAGAGCAUUUAAGCACUAUUCACAUAAAACCUGGAGAAAAAUCAGAUGUUUACAGCUUCAGCAUAGUGAUGUGGGCAAUUUUUGCUAACAAAGAGCCAUAUGAACAUAGUAUAAAUGAUUCUCAGCUUCGGUUCGUCGUUGAGCGUGGAAAUAGGCCAAACAUACAGGAGAUCACUGAUAAAUGUCCAGUGGAGAUUAUUGACUUAAUGGAACAAUGCUGGAAACAAGAGUCAGAGGAACGGCCAACCUUUGCAGAAAUUAGUCAAAGAUACAGUCCAUUUUACUGCCAAAAUCUAGAAAACGGUAUUGGAGCUGAUGUGGAGAAGUUAAAAAAAAUGUGGCCUGUGUCAGAUGAACUGCUGGAUGAUAUGCAGUCCCUUCAAAUAGAUGCUGUAGCAGAACACAGAAGUAAUGUUCAAGCAGAUCAGCCUAAUUCUUUACACAGUAUUCAAGGUCCCAUGACCAGUCAGGUUAAUGAAGCCCUGUUUGCUGCCUCACCUGAGAACCAGCCUGUUGAGAGCUGUGAGACCCCAUUUACAUCUGCUGAUAAGCUAAACAGAAAACUUCAGUGUGAAUACAACUACCAUGUAUAUGGGGACCGGAUGGAUAAAGCAGUUUCUCCUGUAGUAUACACCCCUGAAAUGAGAGAGGAAGAAAGAAGACAACGAGUUUCCUAUGAUCCACUUGCAAAGCUGUCUCCUAUUCCUCAAUGGAGUGAGCUGCAUCCCAGAGCUGAAAAAACAAGAUUAAACACUAAUCCAUAUAUGUGGCCAGCCGAAUUAACACCAAAACAGGGAACUGUAGAUACUUUUCACUGGAUAAACCCUAACGGUAUUCUAAUGGGAAACACAGAUGCUACCUAUGGCUUGAGUUCGGCCAGUACCUUUAACCUAGGUACACCUGUGCCUGAAUCUGGCCUAAACUCGCAAUCACAAACCAAUGUAAACUGGUAUCCAAAGAACACAGACAAAGAUACAGGUAACACAGCUUCCACUUGUUUCAUAGGGCAAAUUUUUAGAGGACAAUCUACUGUGCCCAGAACAAGCAGAGAAGAUUCAGUCAAGUACAACAUAAGUAACAGUUCUGGAAUUCAAAUUGGAUCCUACAAUCACAUGAAGAUUGAAGAGCCCAGUCAAAACGUCAGCACUUAUCCUGGUGCUACAGAAGAAGCUUAUAGGUAUUAUAAGAAAAAUGGUGUGUUUGACAAUAAAAGUGCCGUGACUGAUGAACAUCUGAAUCUAGUGACAGAAAAGUUGGCCAAACAGUGGAAGGACUGUGCUCGCAAACUGGGCUUCUGUGAACCUGACAUUGAUGAAAUUGAUUACGACUAUGAGCGAUAUGGACUAAAAGAAAAAGUUUACCAAAUGCUGUUUAAGUGGGUAAUGAGGGAAGGUGCCAAAGGUGCUACAUUUGGAAAGCUUGCCAAAGCCCUUUAUGACUGCCAAAGACUGGAUCUCCUUAAUAGUUUAAUGCAAAUCAAAAAGGAAUAAAUUGACAGAGAAUGGGGGGAAAGUUAGGGUAUUUUUUCCUGAAGAUCUUCCAAUAGCAAGUAAUAAUUCUGAACAGGCUUUCUGGAGCUCUCUUUUUUGCACAAGCUUUUUGGAAUAAGUUUUUUCUGCCAAGCAGUUCCCAGUGAAUACAUCCUUACUGGGUGUAUCAAAAAGUUUGUGUCAAGAUAAUUGGUCUUCCAGAAGGAUAAGCCAGGAGGGAGCACAGCCAGGAUACCUGACCUGAACUAGCCAAAGGGAUAUUCCAUACCACAGAAUAUCAUGCUCAGUAUAUAAACUGGGGGUAGUUAGCUGCUCAGGGACCGGCUGUAUAUCAGUCAGCAAGUGGUGCAUCAAGGUUCAGGGUUUUUUUUUGUUUUAUCUCUCUCUUUGUUAUUACCCUUUUCAUUAUUAUUAUUAUGAGUGUUAGCAUUACAUUUAUACUUUAUUUUAAUUAAGCUGUUCUUAUCUCAGCCCAUAGCUUGAGCCAUAAACUCCAGCAGUUGAGAGUUAGAAGCAAAAAACCAAAAGAGAUGCCUUCAACUUCUAUGAGUUUACAAAACUACAUUAAUUUUAAUAUGCUCAAUGUCUAACAUACAACUGUAAAAGAAUUUCAUACCAUGCAUUGUAUUCAAAACUGAAAAUAUAAAAGUAUCUGAUACCAUUGAGUGGCCUCUGGGUAAUCAGCAUGAAACCAACAUAAGAGAGACUCAAAGUGUUUAAGCAAAGUGUGAUGGAACUUUAUGGAGAAUUCUACCAUGCAUGCUGUCCUUUUUUCUGGGAGGCCUUUCAGCUAUCUGCCUUUGCUGUCUUACUCAGGGGUGCAGCAAAAUGACAUGUAAAAGAAAAGAAACUUAAGCAUUGGCAUGCUACAGCAGUCUAACCCCUGUUUCAAUGAAGCAAGCUUUGAUCAAUUCCUAGGAAAAAGCUGUGACCUUUUUGCUGUCCAUUGAGCAGAUAAUUUUCUCUUUUGAUCUGUAUGUUGCAUCAAGUAUCUUUAAGUAAACUAUG